AAAAAAGAGCGGACCUGACCAAUUCGUGGACGGCACCUGUUUCUGCACUUGAGUUUGUUUGGUUCGAAUUUGAAACAACCCGCGGGCUUGGAACCAGUGGUGCUUUCGAGGUUUUUAUUUUUAUUUAUUGUCUCGCAAAGGAGAGAGACACGAGACACGGGAAGAAGAAGAGUGGGAAGUGGGAAAUAAUAACCCAUAAGGUGCAUCUUGGGUGUGACAUCCAGUAACCAAAAUGUCUACAAUCCAACAGCUUAAGAAUUUCAUCCGCCAUGGCAAACAGGCCAGGGUAAGCAACUACGAAGAGCCCUCGCGGAAACAUGAAUAUUCUCCCCCGCAACCUGCGCAGCAAAAAGCCAUGGGCAACAUAAGCGAGCCCGGCCACUCGGCCGGCAACGGUCACCGUCACAAUGCCGCUGAAGCCUACUCCGCCCAGCCCGGCGACAUACAAAACCCAAGUCGCGUCGCACAGGCCGAUGCCGCUGCUGCCCACCAUGUCGAAGCUAAGCAGCACGUAUCCGGUACCCAUUCGAAUAAGAGCAGAAGCCGAGUAGACGAUACCCAUGCCGCAAAGAUCGUACAAGAGGAGAACGAGAAUAGGAAUAGGUUCCCUAAGUAUCCCGGUCUAGAAAGAUGGGAACUACUUGAGAAGAUGGGGGAUGGGGCGUUCAGUAAUGUUUACCGAGCAAAAGACCUGAAAGGCAAUGCUGGCGAAGUUGCUAUCAAGGUCGUCCGAAAAUUCGAGAUGAACAACAUGCAGGGUAAUAAGCAUCUCCAUCCGGACUUCAAAAAGGUUCCUAAGGCAGCAGAGCGAGCGAAUAUACUGAAAGAAGUCCAAAUCAUGCGCCAGUUGGAUCAUCCAAAUAUCAUCAAGCUUGUUGACUUUUCCGAGUCCAAGCAGUAUUAUUAUAUUAUCCUGGAGCUGGCACCCGGCGGAGAGCUCUUCCACCAGAUCGUUCGCCUCACCUAUUUCAGUGAAGAUCUUUCGAGACACGUCAUCGUUCAAGUCGCAAAAGCCCUCGAGUUCCUUCACGAAGAGAAGGGUGUUGUGCACCGUGACAUCAAACCCGAGAAUAUCUUAUUCAGUCCGAUACCGUUCGUCCCAUCAAAGAACCCCAAGCCAACGCAGCCUGGCGACGAAGAUAAGGUCGACGAAGGCGAAUUCAUAAAAGGAGUUGGUGCAGGAGGGAUUGGCCAGAUCAAAAUUGCCGAUUUUGGCUUGUCAAAGAUUGUAUGGGAUGACCAAACCAUGACGCCUUGCGGCACAGUUGGCUAUACAGCCCCUGAGAUAGUCAAGGAUGAGCGUUACUCCAAGUCGGUGGAUAUGUGGGCCCUCGGCUGCGUAUUAUACACGUUAUUAUGCGGCUUUCCGCCCUUCUACGACGAAAGCAUAGAGGUUCUUACGGAGAAGGUUGCUAAGGGUCAAUACACUUUCUUAUCACCAUGGUGGGACGACAUCUCCAAGUCUGCUCAAGAUUUAAUAACCCAUCUUCUCUGCGUCGACCCUGACGAGCGUUAUACGAUCAGAGAAUUUCUGAGCCAUCCGUGGAUACAAGGAUCCGGUCCUACGCCUCGUGACGAGAAGAAGCAGACGAAUACAGAAGCCCUACGCGCAUUCGACACCGGACGACUCAUCGACGGCGAGCGUCGCAUGGAUUUCCGAUCACCUGGUGCGGUGAACCUCCGAGAGAUUUUCGAUGUUGGAUACUCUGUACAUCGACAGGAAGAGGAAGCCAAGCGGAGAAAGCAGAUCGGCGCCAAGGGUGCUGCACCGUCGCGACUGGCUGGUCUUCACGAAGAUUCCGAAGAGGAGAAAUCGGACCCAGAAUACGUUCAUAAAGCUGAGGCACAAUCGCUGGAGCAAAGCAUGCGCAAGACGCAUCUUGGCAAGGAGCAUGAACGCGGCCGAGCGCAGGAACGACAAGCCGACAGAGAGCAGAGAGGAUAUGGGCAGCACAGCGCUACUGUGGCUCAAGCUGCCCGACAGCAGGUUCGUGAUCGACAUAAGCAGCGAGGAGCCUUUGAACUCAACCUGGACGGGGCGACGUUACUCGGUAGGCGAGCGGGAAAGACUUCUGCAGCUGCUAGCGUCGGGAGCUUAUAGGAUAAGACAACCGACAAGCAGAAGGAUGAUACCAAGCGGAGACUUGAGCAUGAAAAUCGUUAGCAUUAAGUUGUUGAUUCUAAGAACAUCUGGACUGAGUUUCUCAAACAAGCGCGGAGAACGGAUUUCGGAGGCAUUGAAGCAUGUGAUAUUGGUUUGAAUGAACAAUACGGGGGAGUUCUUGUGGCUUUUUGUCUUUUUGCACCAUUGAUCCGCAGCGCUUCACACAUAGGACUAGGCGUUCCCGGAAUCGAGAUACAUAUUUCGCCCUGUUCAAUUGAUGGGGGUUUAACGUGAAUAGUAAUAAUGUCGUCCCUACAUUCUUCGCUAUGGUAAAUUUGGUCUGGCCGUUUUCGGUAUUGGCUCUCCAAUCCUAUAGAUUGCUGUGCUAGUCUCCCUUCGUAGUAUAUUGGCGGCACAUCGCCUGUGACUACCUAGCCCUUCCUACUGGAUUUGAGACAUGCUGGCUCAUUAGUGUAGCACACCCCUAUUGUACGCAACCGAAUUAGG
Messenger RNA from Daldinia caldariorum, 2611 nucleotides. RefSeq names its product CAMK/CAMK1 protein kinase. NCBI's taxonomy places the organism in Eukaryota, Fungi, Ascomycota, Sordariomycetes, Xylariales, Hypoxylaceae. Gene Ontology annotation, cellular component: nucleus. Gene Ontology annotation, molecular function: ATP binding; protein serine/threonine kinase activity. The record is from RefSeq and is a predicted model, not a curated record. The transcript has 5 exons. Bases 233 to 2101 code for a protein of 622 amino acids. Gene Ontology annotation, biological process: protein phosphorylation; mitotic DNA damage checkpoint signaling.